AUGACCGAUUUCACUUUUGACGUCGGUGCCCAUCUGGAUACCAAGCGUUUUGCAAUAUCCGGUGGUGUCGAUAACUUUUACGUAUAUGCUACCCUUAAGCCAAAGGAUGGAUUCAAGUUGACCAAGGUCAUCAAUGGUGUUCACGUUCUCUGGGAAUCUUCCGCAUUUCUCUUCUUAAAACUUUCAAAUGAAGCCUUAUAUUUUGAGUUCAAGGGUUUAAGUUGGAACGCUAUAGGUGAGCCUGUUUACAAGGAGAAAUUGACUCUGGGAUUGGAUAGACACAACUUCGAAGGUGUUGAUUUCGACCUCAGUCAUAUAAACCCAAAGAAUGCAAUGGUUAUAAAAAUACUUGAUGGGUCGUUUGUGAACCAUUCGUUUUUUCCAGAGGUUAAAAAGGCAUUUGUUACGGUUCUGUUGCGUGUAAUGUUGGUUGUCUCUGGCGUGUUUGCACACAAAUUUUUUGAGAGAGUUGAUGGUAAAUGGGUUCCUUGUACCCUUAAGGGUUACUUUGAUAAGAGAGCACCAAAGGAUACCCAUCUUACUGUCCUCGACUUUUCUGCGUCUGAACAUCCUUUCAUAAUUUUGUUUGGAGGUGUGAAAUUGGGACUUCCCUAUGACGUAUUCCUCUCAAGUGUCUUGGGUAAAGUUGUCAAGGUCGUUGAUGGAAACGAAGUUCUUUGGGAAGGAAAGGGUCUAGGUGGAAGGUAG
Theileria equi strain WA is the source of this 708-nucleotide messenger RNA. RefSeq lists its product as hypothetical. The record is from RefSeq and is a predicted model, not a curated record. Lineage: Eukaryota; Apicomplexa; Aconoidasida; Piroplasmida; Theileriidae. The transcript is spliced from 3 exons. Bases 1 to 708 code for a protein of 235 amino acids.